Messenger RNA from Colletotrichum paranaense, 531 nucleotides. RefSeq lists its product as uncharacterized. The record is from RefSeq and is a predicted model, not a curated record. The transcript has a single exon. The coding region runs from base 1 to 531 and encodes 176 amino acids. Lineage: Eukaryota; Fungi; Ascomycota; Sordariomycetes; Glomerellales; Glomerellaceae.
AUGGGCGAAUGUAUGUACGCUCAAUCAUUGCGGUCCCCCUCACGUGCCCGUAGGCCGAGGGGCACCGCACCCAAGAUUGUUCGCUUCCUUCUCCAUUUCGAUCUCCGUGUCCGAUGGUCCUGGGUCCAGCAGAAGAGCGAACCUCUCAACAGACAUUUGUUUUCACGAGAACAUGAAUGUUUUAUUUUGCGUUGUUCAAUAAUGAAGAAGAAAGGAGGAAAACAGAGCAAAGAUGCGCUGCGUAGGCCGCGUUUUGUAGUGCGCCGCGAGAAUUUUUUGGCAGGGUCCGUGCCUCAGGCAGCCAAUCAACUCAACCCGACUGGACGACCCAAAUGGGCGGGCACGAGGAAGACUGGGAAUGAAAGGAAAGAAGGGUCCUUCCUUUGCGGUGCCCCCCUGCCUUCCAAGUGUUUGACACCCGCGGCCGGUCUUCGGCAAGCUGCGCUCCCCAGUGGGUCAGCUGCAACGACAUGCCGUCACUGGGUGCUAGUCAUUCCCAAUCUCCCGCCCGUGCUGCUAGCACCAAGAUAA